Leptinotarsa decemlineata (Colorado potato beetle) is the source of this 1214-nucleotide messenger RNA. RefSeq names its product Decondensation factor 31. Lineage: Eukaryota; Metazoa; Arthropoda; Insecta; Coleoptera; Chrysomelidae. The record is from RefSeq and is a predicted model, not a curated record.
UCUCUUUACUCUUUUACCGUUUCGCUUGCUUCUUAGACAAACGUGCACGCUCCUCAGUUUUGCUGAUUUUUUCAGUGAAUUAUUAGUAAAAAAUCAACGGAAAAUAUGGCAGACAAAGUAGAACAACAAAAAGAAGUUGACGCUGUCGAAGUACCUGACAAGGCGAAAGCUGAAGAAAAGCCAGUAGAAUCUGUGCAAAAUGGAGACAAAGCUGAAAACGGGGACGAGAAGAAAGACCCCAAAGAAGCUGAAGAUGACGAAAAGGAUGGCGAGGAAGCCAAAGACGCUGAGCCUGAAGCAGAGAAACCAUCUGCCAAGAGGAAGUCGACGGGGGGCGGAGAUGCCACUGACAGCACCACCCCGAAAGGCACCCCCGAAAAGAAGGCCAAACUCGACGAGAAGGUAGAAGCAGAGUCGAAAACUGAAGCUGAGGCGAAAGCUUAAUCUUCGUAUGAUUUCAUUUUAAGUUUUGAAUUGUACUUUUCCUUUUAUGAUUUAUGUAUAAUGAUAGGGUUGAGCGUGAGAGUGACCGUUGGUGGCCCUAACGUUGCACAUAUUUUUACAUGACACAAAACUAUUUUUAGGGAAUUGCAUUUAUUUUUAGUUGUUUUGGCACAGCUUCCAAGUGAAGGUGUUGAUAUUUCCUAAGAGUUGUCGGAGCGUGCCAAGAUUUUUUUAUAGGUGCGUUUGUGUACUUAAGGUUUUUACUACAAUUUUGACUACGUUAGUUUCUCCCCAAUAGUAAAAUAAUGUUCCCGUGUUGUCAAGUCAGUGUAAUAUAUCGAAUUAACGGCGCAGAAGACGUGUCCCUAGAAUGUUGUAAGAGUUCUGUUAUUAUUGUAAAAUGUGGUGAAUCUCUAGGAGCGGCUCUGCCAUUACCUCUCGCUAACAGUGGUUUCUAAAUGUGUUCAUAUCAAAUCUACUAAUUUUGUACUGCUUGUUUUAUACCAAAUACACACAUGUUGAUACGCCGACUAACAGUAUUUCGUGUUUGAGAACCGGAUCAAGUUUACCUGAUAGCAGGGGCGCUGUGUUGGGAAUUAACUUUCCCAUACAGGUUCUGAAGUCGGCGACUACUGCUGCCAUCUACAUUUGGUUUUGGUUACAUAGCAUUUAGGAUAGUAUUGGUAUGAUUAUCGUCCUGAUGGAGCAUUCAAUGCCGAUGGUACAAAACAGUUUUUCAUUAGUGGUAUGGCAAUAAAGAGUUAUUCCAG